Messenger RNA from Plectropomus leopardus (leopard coralgrouper), 1631 nucleotides. RefSeq names its product SH3 and cysteine-rich domain-containing protein 2-like. Gene Ontology annotation, molecular function: protein binding. Lineage: Eukaryota; Metazoa; Chordata; Actinopteri; Perciformes; Serranidae. The record is from RefSeq and is a predicted model, not a curated record. Gene Ontology annotation, biological process: positive regulation of protein localization to plasma membrane; skeletal muscle contraction; positive regulation of voltage-gated calcium channel activity.
AGCGGAUACUGGAUAUUUUUUCCCACCGAAUAAAUCACUGUUGGUGUUUUCUACACCAAUUCAGAGCGUUAAACUGAAAAUACUGAGCAGUUUACCGACGGAGUACAGUUUUACACCGACAAAAGAUGACUUGACAGUUAAAACCAGCUCUACCUCUUCGGACUGUAGCGAUGUUUAAACCUCUGCGUGCAUAGUUUCCCACCAUUUCCCUGCCAGCGUGGACUUAUCAGUUUGUUUCGGGUUUGCUGUGAAAGGAGGAUUUCUGAGACGACAUGACGGAAAUCAGCGAAAAGGAGAAUGAGCCACAAAACCGGGACCUUCACCGACCACAGGCUACCGUACCCAGCCAGCCUGAAUCAAAGUUACAGCGGUUGAAGCGCUCUCUGUCCUUCAAAUCAGUCAUGCGCAGCAAAAGUAUGGACAACUUUUUUCAACGCAAUAACGGCGAGUCCCGCACUCCCUCAGCCCUCAUCACCUCACCUCCACCCCCGCUCUCUCGUUCCCCCAUCCCCGAGUCCCCCCUGGGCUACGAGCGCUCUCCGUCCCACUCCCCAUCUACCAGUCCGAACCCCUCAUUGUCCUCACACUCACCUUCCGUCAGUCCCUCGCUGUCCGUGACCUCUAAAUCCCAGCCAAAGUCUCAGGCCCAGCCGGUCAAGACCCACUGUUUCCAGGAGCACGUCUUCCGUCGGCCUACCAGCUGCCAGCGAUGCAAACACAUGAUCCAAGGGAACUCCAAGCAGGGGCUGCGCUGUAAAGCCUGUAAGCUGGCAACUCACCUCUGGUGCUCAUCAGAGCUCUCCCAGCAGCCCUGUAAUGGCAAGACAGGAGCGUUCAAGAGAAACUUCAGCUCUCCUAUGUUAACCACUGACACGCUGGGUGUGGUCAGAGAGGCUCCUGCUGCCCAGGAGGCAGAUAAUGGCAUUGUUGACCCUGUGUAUGAGGCGCUGCGCUAUGGGACGUCGCUGGCUCAGAUGAGUCGCUCCAGCUUCAGCAGCAUCUCAGAGUCACCCUGUCACGAGGCAGAAAAACUGCAAGACAAACUAGAAAACCAGCCAAUAGCUGAAGAGGAGCACAUCCCAGGAAUGCUCACCCCUCCUGAAAGUGAGAAGGCUGAUUCAGAAGACAGGGUCAGCCUGAAGACUCCUAAGAAAGUAGAGGUCCACUCCAUCCACACCUAUGUGGCUCUCUACAAGUUUCUGCCUCAGGAGAAGAAUGACCUGGAGCUACAGCCUGGUGACAGAGUUCAAGUCACAGAUGACUCCAACGAGGACUGGUGGAAGGGGAAAAGCAGAGACAAAGUGGGAUUGUUCCCAGCCAACUUUGUGCAGCGGGUCCGCCCUGGUGAGCGGGUGUGGAAGGUCAGUGAUGGUUUCCAUGGCAACCGAGACAAAGGCCAGAUGACUGUGAAAGAGGCCCAGAUCUGUGUUGGGAAGAACGAGGAGAUUGACGGUUUCCUCCGGCUGAGCAGCGGGAAGAAGCGCGGCUUAGUCCCUGUGAAGUGUCUGCUAGAAAUAUGAUGGCGGCGUACUUCUCCUUGACCCGCAGUUUGAUAGAGAAGUUCACUAUGACAGAGGAAUACUCAGGAGUGUUUACCCAACACCUCACUGACCACCAGCUACCCACCUCCA